This is a messenger RNA of Catharus ustulatus (Swainson's thrush), 1145 nucleotides long. Its product is annotated as leukotriene C4 synthase-like. Gene Ontology annotation, cellular component: endoplasmic reticulum; membrane; nuclear envelope. Gene Ontology annotation, molecular function: glutathione peroxidase activity; leukotriene-C4 synthase activity; glutathione transferase activity. Gene Ontology annotation, biological process: leukotriene biosynthetic process. The coding region runs from base 103 to 540 and encodes 145 amino acids. The transcript is spliced from 5 exons. The record is from RefSeq and is a predicted model, not a curated record. Lineage: Eukaryota; Metazoa; Chordata; Aves; Passeriformes; Turdidae.
ACCUAGGCUGCUAGAUACCAUCAUAAACUGCCACCUCAGCAAGGACUGAACCUGGCCAGAGGAACUUGUGAUCAAGAUUUUUUAGAGUCUGGAAACGUCAGUAUGUUGGAUCAGAUUCAUUGGCUGGCAGCUGUGACAGUCCUGGGAGUCCUGGAGCAAGCCUACUUCUUCCUCCAGGUGAUCUAUGCUAGGAGGCUGUUUGGCAUUUCACCUCCAAAGAUCUCAGGCCCUCCUGAAUUUGAAAGGAUCUUUCGAGCACAGGUGAACUCCUCUGAGUAUUUUCCCAUCUUCCUGGCUCUUCUGUGGCAGGCUGGACUCUUCUUCCAUCAAGGUCUGGCUGCAGCCUUGGGCCUGCUCUAUCUCUACGCCCGCUACUGCUACUUUAUGGGAUACAAGGCAUCAUCCUCAGAAAGACUCGCCCCCAUAUACUUCAGCGCUGGAGUUCUCUGGAUUCUCAUUGCAGUGUCAGCCCUGGGCAUCCUGCAUUUCUUCCUCUCUCACCAUGUGGGGCUGAAUGUCCUCCAGCUUCUCACAGCAUGACCCACUCUGUGCUUCAUCAGUCCUCAUCUUCGAGUCCUGCUCCUUUCUGCCUGCCUUAAUAGACUGUCUGCAACUCAACAGCCCUCAAUAAGAAAUCCACCCAAGCCCAAGUUUUUAACACCUCCUUCCUCACCGUCCAGCACUGGCAGGAACUGCUGAGCUGUUUAGGAGGUAUUUUUCCCCCAUGGCACUUUGUGUGCCAAGUGCUUCACAUCUGGCAGCUCCAUCAUGUCUGGUGCGGAAACAAUCCCAAACAAGGACACAUAAAAGCAAACUCUUCUCUCAGUCUGAGCUUUCCAGUGGGUUGACAAAAGGAAGUGCCAUGUGUUCCCCAUGCUCCAGUGGCUCUGCCCUCCACCCGGGCACAGAACACAGAUUCAUGCCAGUUUUCCAAGGCACACACCUAAGAAAGGCAUUUGUUUGGAACCAGAUGUGGGCUGAGACAUAACAAAAGAGAUGAGGGAUAAACUGGAGCAGCCACCAACCGUGCUGGUUACCAGCCACUGCUGUAAAUUGGACAGUGCAAACUCAUCACCACUGCUGCACGUGCCACUCCAAACUUGGCCCAGUGACAACAGGCACAAAUAAAAGGUCACUGAACUUGC